This is a messenger RNA of Westerdykella ornata, 2041 nucleotides long. RefSeq lists its product as uncharacterized. The annotation marks the transcript as partial. The record is from RefSeq and is a predicted model, not a curated record. The transcript is spliced from 6 exons. Gene Ontology annotation, molecular function: ADP binding; protein binding. Lineage: Eukaryota; Fungi; Ascomycota; Dothideomycetes; Pleosporales; Sporormiaceae.
GACGACGCUUCUACCUGCUACCGCAAUCCAUUGCUUCUGUCCUGUGACUCUACACAGUAACCCGCCGAUCCACCUAUAACUGCGGCUCCGGGCCAUUCUGCGCUCCCGGUUGAUUUGUGCCCCUGCCAGGCUAACUCAGACCUCGGACCGGGCCACGCCGGCGCUAGAGGAGACGAUGGAUUGGGCAUGGAUCGCGCUCUACCUCUGCAUCCUCCUCGCAUCGGCCGCCGUGCUCUAUGAUCAGUUGACGAAGCGAAUCCCGUCACGGCUGCGAGCAGAAGAGGCGCCCAAGAGUGCAUUCGGUCUUGUCAGGGCAGACGCGCUCAGCCCGCACGCAAGCACACAUGGGAUUGACAUUAUCUUCGUCCACGGCCUCGGCUCGAACCCUGACACGACCUGGGGCCUGAAAGGGACAUGCUGGGUUAGCGACUUCCUCCCUCAAGACAUCCCCGCGGCGUUCCACACAGACGUUCGAAUCUUCUUCUACAACUACGAUUCAUACUGGAAGAGGGAUGCUGUGCAGGCGCGGCUAUGGAGCCUUGGGAAGAGCUUGCUGGACCACAUAACUUCGGAGAUCCGGGGAACAGAAGAGGACCGGACGCGGAAUCUAGUAUUCGUCGGACACAGCUAUGGAGGCCUUGUCAUCAAGCGGGCGCUCAUCCAGGCAAGCACAAAUCAGACAUUUGCCAACGUGGCUGAGCACACGAGAGCUGUUUUCUUCUUGGGCACGCCUCACCGUGGCUCAAGCUUCAGUACAUGGGGAAGCAUCGCCGCCCGAGCGCUGCAGCCGCUUGGUUCAAACCCAUCACUGCUCCAGGAAGUGGAGUACGACUCCCUCCCCCUUCAAGAUCUCCAUGAAGAGUUCGAAAACGCUGUAAGUGAUAAGCUGCGAGUGGUCAACUUUUAUGAGCAGCGUAAGACACGGAUUCUUAAACUGUGGUUUCUCCAGUGGGAAGAAUGGUGCGUCCGAGAGCAAUCAGCGACAUACAGUAGAGUAGAGAACGUCGGCCUUUCUGUCGACCACUACGGCCUGAACAAGUUUGGGUCAAAGAAUGAGAACUACAAGAUUAUCCUUCGAAAACUUCUCCAGACCAUCACGCCGAUUGCAUUGCAGAAGCAGCAGCGGUUCUAUUCAGUCCCUGUUGGCACUGUGGAAAGCUAUACGGAGCGGCACAAGCUAUCUACUGCUGUCAAGGAGGGUCUGCGAGUGCACCAUCUUACGGCUACUGUUCCUUAUGCGCUUGCUAUCUACGGGCUUGGCGGGACAGGCAAGACACAGCUAGCGCUAAAGUAUGUACAGGACUACAAGGACGAGUACAAUCCUAUCCUCUGGAUCGACGCCAAAGACGAGGACUCUGUGCGGUCGAGUUUCGAGCGGUGCGCGAGCGAGCUCCAGCUGUCGGUGGACCGGACGCAGAACCAAGGCUCUAGUCUCCCAGACUCGCUAACCGUGCAGGCUGUGCUCCGAUGGCUUCGUGGCCGAAAGGAGACAGACGACGCGUGGCUGGUGAUUGUCGACAAUGCAGAUGAUCUUUCGUGGGGGGUCAAGAAGGUACUUCCAAAGGGGGAUCGUGGAAGCGUUAUCAUCACCAGCCAAGACAGCCAGUCUCGGAAGCUGGUAGAUGGGGGCUGUGAAGGGGUGUGCGUAGACACGAUGGAGCCGUUUGAAGCGCGGGGGCUUCUUCUUCGACACCUUGACCUAGUUCUUGACCUAACACCAGACGAUAUUCUAAAAGACUGCGACAAGAUAGCGGGGAAGCUCGGAUACUUGGCUCUUGCGGUUGACCUUGCUGGAGCAUACAUCGGUAACGACACGGACCAUAAGCAAGCUCUUCGACGGUAUCUAGCAGACUACGAGAAACACCGAGACGAACUGCUACAGAGGGUGAGUGAGGAGAUGAUGCCAUUUAUAUGGAGCAGCACGGGAAGGACGUACUACGGUGAAGGCCGGUGGAAGGAAGCCGAAGAGCUGUUUGUGCAAGUGAUGGAGAUGACAAAGAGGGUGCUUGGGGAGGAACAUCCAGACACUCUGACCAGCAUG